GUAUUUUGGUUGAUGGAAAGCAAAAGAAGUAUGAACAUAAGAGUUAACUCGGCAAGGCAGCAUCAUGAGCUCUACUACCCACGUCCACACCCAAUCCCAACCACUUCAAGCUGCAAAGGGUGCUGUUGCUGUCUCUUCCUCCUCUUCUCCUUCUGCGCUCUCUUACUCCUCGCCGCACUUCUAGUCAUCGUACUUGCCGUUAAGCCCAAAAGGCCCCACCUCCACAUUCGCCAAGCCGCCCUCCAAUACAUGGCCCAAUCCUACCACCCAGGCCCAGGCCCAGGCCCAGGCCCAGGCCCCCCCAAUCUCUACCUCAUGAUCCGGUUGGUGUUUGCGGUGGUGAACCCGAACGGGGUUGGGAUGAGGUGCGGCGAGUCCAGGGUGACCCUCCUGUACCGCGGGACCCCCUUAGGCAAUGCGAGCGUGUCGGGGUUCUGGCAGCGCCCCCACAGCGUGAAGGAGGUGGUGGCCACCGUCGGCGUGGAUGACGUGAACUUGUCUAACUCUAACGCCGACGCCGCUGACUUCACAAGAGACGCCUUCCUCAAUGACAGGGUCGAGCUUCUCCUCUCGGCCCACCUCGCCACCAGGAUUCGCCUUCUCAACCUCCCCUCUCCUCCUCUUCAGGUCUCAAUGAAUUGUAUUAUAGUGAUAAGUCCAAGAAAGCAAUCUCUAACUUACGAGCAGUGUGGAUUAAAAGGAUUGAAUGUUUGACGAGGGGUGGUCAUCUCAUCCAUUAAUACGUGAGCGUCUGUAUAAAUACCUUAAUUUUCAUCAAUUUCUCACUUGGCUCUCGUUUCUUCCAGUAACAUGGGGAAGAAAUUUGAAGGUCAGAGGACAAAUUGAAAGAUGGGAUAUGAUGUUACAACCUCAAAUUUGUUGAUAUAAUUAAAAUUAAUGAGGUAUUGUCUGUUUUAUAUUUCAA
Cajanus cajan (pigeon pea) is the source of this 925-nucleotide messenger RNA. RefSeq lists its product as uncharacterized. NCBI's taxonomy places the organism in Eukaryota, Viridiplantae, Streptophyta, Magnoliopsida, Fabales, Fabaceae. The record is from RefSeq and is a predicted model, not a curated record. Gene Ontology annotation, cellular component: plasma membrane. Gene Ontology annotation, biological process: defense response to other organism.